UUGAACAUAGAGGCUGCUCCCUCCUGCACUCACCCCUACUGUCCUCACUUGACAACUUCCACCAGUCAGCAGAACCAGUAAAGCUUACCGAUCACUGCCAUGAGGAAAAUCUCCCCUUUUCACCAUGAUGGAGCUGCUUACAUUUUUGUACAGGGCCAGCACUGGCCUUUUAGAGGCACCACCCAUCGCCUGCCUAUGGAGAUGUAGAAGAAGACGCCAUGGGGACAAUUCCAGAUCCAAUAGGUUUGCCACCUGGACCUGACUCAUGCCUCCACUCCACACCUGCCAAACACGGACCAAGGACCUCAAAUAACUGGAUUUAACUGGACUGGAAAUCACUUUCACUGGUUCACUGCCACAAGCCCCUCAUCUGCCCCUCUGCAUUACCCUGCUCUCCCUCGGACCUGAAUUAGAAACCGCACAUAACGUAUUAGACCCCAAUAAGCCAUAUACUUUGUAUCAAAUUAGACCAAAACUAAAAACAAUUUGGUCCUUAUUACAACGUAAACGGACACUUAUAGCCUACUUAGACACAGCUAUCUAAAUUAUGCUGUAAUUAGAAACCGCACAAUUUCCAAAUAAGAAAUAAGCCGUACUUUGUAUCAAAUUAGACCAAACUAGAAACAAUGGGCUCCUUAAUAGAAAUUAAAUGAACACCAUUAUAACCCAGGCGCCAUUAACCAAAAUGGUGCUGUAAUUAGACAGGUUUAAUGCCAUAUUAUAUCGCCUUUAUUAUUUAUUAAUAAUACAAACAGAAAAUGUGCAGCAAUACUCUACAGCCAUUGAAAACGGAAACAAAGGCGAGCUUGCCACGGUCAGGCAGAGGCCGAUCUACAAUGAGACAAGAACAUCAGUGUUAAUAAAUGACAAAGCAAAGACUAAAUUACAAACAAAACCCAAGCACAAGAUAAACACUCUCCUUUUCAGGAUAAAUGAGUAAAACCUACCAACACAUGUUGUGGUAAGCACAAUGGGCCUCACUCACCAACCGUUCUUACGAAGAAAUGUGUUCUUAAACCCCGCUUACGCACUUUUUACGGAAGUUAGGAGACCGGGUGGGCAUAUCACAGCCAUCCAUCAGUCGCGCUCUCCCACGAGUUGUGGAUGGAAUAAAUCAACUGGCCACACAAUAUAUUAUCUUCCCCUACACAGCGCAACAACAGCUGCCGGUCAAGAUAGGGUUCUACUCUAUUGCAGGUCUGCACAACGUAAAUGGGGCAAUAGACUGUACUCAUGUGCGCAUUAAGGCACCCUCACCAGACCCAUUCCCAUACCUCAACCGCAAGCAACAUCACUCAAUCAAUGUACAAGUCAUCUGUGACUCCGACAACCACCUCUUGAACGUGGUCUCCCGCUUCCCAGGAGGUGCACAUGACUCUUAUAUUUUGCAGAACAGUUCUGUGGGAAUGUGCCUGGAACAAGGAGAUGCUGGAGACGAGUGGGUCAUUGGAGAUCGGGGGUAUGCCCUUGCCCCCUGGCUAAUGACGCCACUAACAAACCCUCAGACGCACCAAGAGGCCUCUUAUAACCAGAGGUAUGCACUCACCUGCUCCACCAUUGAGCGAACCAUCGGUAUUCUGAAGGGACGCUGGAUGUGUUUGGACACAGCAGGUGGUAAACUGCUUUACAAGCCUGAGAAGGUUUGCAGAAUAAUCAUGGCCUGUUGUGUGUCACACAACAUCGCUAUGAAGCGUGGUGUUCCACUUCAGCCACCACACCAGGAUGUGCGUCCUGACCCAUUGCUGGGACCAGACCACCGACUUGGCGUGGAAGUCAGACAACAAACACAAUCCGCUCCUGGUUAUCCAAGACCGCAUCAGAGAUAACACGUGCAGUUGGACGGGACCUGGGGGCACGUACAGAGGCAGGCCUACUGCUGGAAGGCUGAAUGGUGUCGGGGUCCUCUUCACAGAGGGGUUGUGUGGAUUGGUGAUCUGAAAAAAAAAAAAACUAUAACUCAUUUUAAAUUGUUUUAAAUGUUUCAUUUUGUUCUAUAUAGGCCUACUGCAAAAGCAAUAGGAUUUCAAAGUGAAUAAACUAAGAAUUCAG
This is a messenger RNA of Perca fluviatilis (European perch), 2049 nucleotides long. RefSeq names its product putative nuclease HARBI1. Lineage: Eukaryota; Metazoa; Chordata; Actinopteri; Perciformes; Percidae. The transcript is spliced from 5 exons. The coding region runs from base 1407 to 1826 and encodes 139 amino acids. The record is from RefSeq and is a predicted model, not a curated record.